AAGUCUCUCCACAACAAACAAUAGUUUUAAACCUCUUAAUCUCUUAACAAUUUGCUUGUUAAGAUGACAAUACAUCCGUUUUUAGCAACUCUCAUUUCUUUUGUGUUUUUUCUUGUUUCUUCUGGGGUGUAUGGUUACCCCAUAUCCGAGAUUCGGUCAUGGUGUAACCAAACACCUCAUCCGGAACCCUGUGAGCAUGUCUUGUCUAGUAAGCCAAAUUACGGCACAAUAAGACACAAACAUGACUUCAUCAAAGCGUUGUUGAAAGUUACCCUAGAGCGAGCGACAGAUGCUGAGUCGAACGCUCGAGGGCUUGGGGAAAAGUGUCAUAACCAUCUAGAAAAGACCGCGUGGAGUGAUUGUCUCCAGCUUUAUAAAAACACUGUCCAGAGGAUCAACAUGACUAUUGAUCCUAAUCACAAGUGUAGCAAGGUUGAAAUGCAAACCUGGCUAAGCACGGCUCUCACGAACCUCGAGACAUGUAAGAUCGGGUUCGAGGAGCUAGGGGUUGGUGACUACUUGUUGCCACUAAUGAACAACAAUGUAUCCUCCUUAAUCAGCAAUACAUUAGCAAUGAACAAAGGAAACAAAUCAUCGGAUUACGAGCCACGUUACCGAAAGGGGUUCCCUACUUGGGUAAAUCCUGGUGAUAGGAAGCUAUUACAAUCUUCCAAUCCUGCUUCUCAGGCUAACGCGGUCGUAGCUCAAGACGGUUCAGGUGACUAUACGACUAUCGGAGCGGCGGUUGCCGCCGCAAAAUCAAGUGGCGGGCGGUAUGUGAUAUAUGUGAAGGCAGGCACUUACAAGGAGUACAUUGAGAUUAAACCUAAUAACAUAAUGUUGAUUGGGGAUGGAAUAGGGAAAACUAUCAUAACUGGCAGUAGAAGUGUUCGAGGGUCAGGUUCUACAACUUUUGGGUCAGCCACUAUGGGGGUAGAUGGAGACAGAUUCAUUGGACGCGGUUUCACGGUUAGAAACACCGCGGGGCCACAAAACCACCAAGCCGUGGCCCUGCGAAGUGAUUCUGACCUCUCGGUUUUCUACAAAUGCAGCUUCGAAGGGUACCAAGACACGCUCUUCGUUCUUUCGAACCGACAAUUCUAUAGAGAAUGUAACAUAUACGGCACAGUUGAUUUCAUUUUCGGCAAUGCGGCAGCCGUACUUCAAAACUGCAACAUUUACGCCCGUGACCCUCCAAACAAGACCAACACCUUGACCGCACAAGGACGAACCGACCCGAACCAAAACACUGGAAUCUCAAUCCAUAAUUGUCGGGUAAUGGCCGCCUCGAGCCUAAACGGUGUUAAAACAUAUCUCGGAAGGCCGUGGAAGCAAUACUCGAGGACCGUUUUUAUCAAAACGUAUCUCGAUGGUAUUGUGAACCCGGCCGGUUGGAUGCCAUGGAGCGGUAACUUCGCGCUUGACACAUUGUAUUAUGGUGAGUACAUGAACACGGGCCCAGGUUCAUCGACUGCGAAUCGGGUUAAAUGGAAAGGUUACCAUGUGAUCACUAGUGCGUCCGAGGCCGCGAAGUUCACUCCGGGGAGCUUCAUUGCUGGUGGAUCGUGGUUGCCGGGAACAGGGGUGCCUUGGACCAGUGGCCUUUAAUUCACUCUUCAGAUAUGCAUACAGUUAUAUUUUUUCUACAUAUGUUGAAUUGGUAAUUAAUUACAUGUUUUAAAGCUUCAAAAUAAGUAAAUAAUGGGCGGCUAUGGCCUAUGAAAGCUUACCAUUCUUGCCAUUUAAUUCUUUUGUAACCUUUUAAUACAUAUAUUAUACACAUUCAUAUAAUAAAUGAUAUGAUAAAACCUCGUCACUAGAGGGUGGAGUGUC
This is a messenger RNA of Helianthus annuus (common sunflower), 1833 nucleotides long. RefSeq names its product pectinesterase 2. Gene Ontology annotation, biological process: cell wall modification. The record is from RefSeq and is a predicted model, not a curated record. The coding region runs from base 64 to 1608 and encodes 514 amino acids. NCBI's taxonomy places the organism in Eukaryota, Viridiplantae, Streptophyta, Magnoliopsida, Asterales, Asteraceae. The transcript has 2 exons. Gene Ontology annotation, molecular function: pectinesterase inhibitor activity; pectinesterase activity.